Rubroshorea leprosula is the source of this 4745-nucleotide messenger RNA. NCBI's taxonomy places the organism in Eukaryota, Viridiplantae, Streptophyta, Magnoliopsida, Malvales, Dipterocarpaceae. The record is from the annotation of a GenBank genome assembly.
AAAUGAUACCUAUGUCUGCAGUAACCUUUGGAUUCCGAUAACAAAGCUCGGACUUUCUAUUGCUCUUGAUUCCUCUAACCCGAACUCACAAUGAUCUCCUAGAUUCUUCGCUUUCCUCUCCUGAAAUCCCUCUACCUUUUAGAGGCAAAAUCUGAGGAGGGAGACACAGAAUCCCAGCUUGCCGGUUACCUUCCCUCUAUGAUCCUCACCUAGCCUCCCCGACUUCUUAUGAAUAUCUCUUUAGGUUCUUCCUCUGUUUGAUUAGAUUUGGAAAGGAGAAAUCAGUUAAAAAACAGAUUAUCAUUUUUGUAAGUUUUAGUUUCUCAGUGAAGUUUGCGCAGAAUCUUCAUCUUCAUUUCAUUUCAUCAUCUCUGCUCUCAUAUAUAACACUAUUCUGCACGUUUAUUCAUUAUUCAAUUCUGUCUGCAGUCUUUUCCUUUGUCAAGCAUAAUGGCUAGAAUCGCCCUCACAUUCCUCAGCCCUGUCAUUGAGGUGGCAAUUUCCAAAAUGUUUUCGUUUUUUAUGGAACGAAUUGGGAAUGCACUGGGUUUAGAGAAGGAGCUUGAUAGGCUUGCGGAUUCUCUCGCUCUCAUUCAAUCUGUCAUCCAACACGCAGAGGAAAGACAAGAAAGUGAUCCUGCUAUAAGGCGUUGGCUACAGAAGCUCCAAGACAUAGCUUAUGAGGCCGUGGAUGUUCUGGAUGAGUGUGAGUACAAGGUUCUUAAGGACAAAGUUAAGAGUGGGUGGCACUGGAAUCCUGCAUUCAUCUUCUUUUCUGCAAAGUUUCGAGUUCAUAUGACUGACAAAAUCAAGAAGAUUACUGAGGAGUUGUGCCAUUUGAAAGACUGGGCUGCCAUGGUCAAUCUGGUGGUCACAUACAGAGGCCAAACUUUUUCAAUGCAGUAUCCAAAGACAGACUCCUUUCUUGAUACCGUAGUAUUUGGAAGGGAAGAUGAUGUCUCAAGAAUAGUCAGCUUGUUGCUUGACUUGAGGAGCAGUCAACAUUUCAUCUCUGGCAUUUCCAUAGUAGGUAUGGCUGGGGUUGGAAAGACAACAGUAGCAAGAUCACUGUACAGGAAAGCAACUGAAGAAAAGCUCUACGAUCUAAUGGCCUGGGUGUGUGUAUCUGAGGACUUCAAUGAUCAAAUCAUUUUGGCAGAGAUGUUCGAGCAUUUUAGUCGUGGUGCUGCUCCAAGGAAUAGUAGGAAUGCAUUGCUUGAAUGUCUUGCCGAAGUAUUAGAGAAGAAAACUUUUCUUCUCAUUCUAGAUGAUGUAUGGAAUGAAGAUCCUACAAAGUGGGAUUCUUUCAGCUCUUGUUUGUCAAAAAUUCUAAAAACAAAUGGGAGCUCUAUUGUUACAACAACUCGCAGUGGAAAGGUAGCAUCUGUGAUGGAGUCAAUUCCUAUGCAAAGCUAUAAAAUGCAGGGGCUAUCAGAUAAUGAAUGUUGGUUGAUAAUCAAGGAGAAGCUUCUCAGAUCAUCCAUAGGAACUACUUCGAUGCCUCCAGAUUUGGAAGCUAUUGGACAGGACAUUGCAAAAAGAUGUGGGGGUUCACCAUUAAUUGCAAGUGUCAUCGGAGGGACAUUAAGUCGUCAAGCCAAUGCAGAUACGUGGGAGGCUAUCAAAAAUGAUGAAGCUUGGAAAUUUAAUUCAGGGGCUGGAGAUGAGAUUUUGCCUAUAUUGAAAAUAAGUUUUGAUCGCUUACCUUCUCCUUUAAAGAAAUGUUUUUCUUACUGUGCAAUUUUUCCAAAGGAUUUUGCCAUUGAAAAAGAUGACUUAGUUCAACUCUGGAUGGCCGUUGGAUUUCUUCAACAAUCUAAUGAAAGCUGCAACACAAUGGAGGAUAUUGGUAAUGACUAUUUUAAUCACUUGUUAGCCAAUUCCUUAUUUCAAGACGUGGAAAUGGAUACAUAUGGGAAUAUUAAAUCUUGCAAGAUGCAUGAUGCAGUGCAUGAUCUUGCACUGUUUGUCUCAAAAGGUGAAGUUUUGAUUUGGGAGGAGUCUGGUUGCAAUAUUGUUGAGAAUUCUAAUGUUCGACACUUGAGAAUUAAGUCUGGGGGGAAUGUGUGUCCAACCAUUCCAGGAGCCGUUCUAAAAGGGUUGCAUUCUUUGUUCUCAAGUGUUCAUGCUUUCCAAAGCAUGGCAUCUGAUUUGCAAAGCUUGCGAUCUUUAAACUUAAGAGGAGAUGACAGAAAAGAUUUACCAAAUUCUUUAGGUAAAUUGAAGCAUUUGAGAUACUUUGACAUCUCAAGAACUAGUUACGGAGUCCUGCCGAAAUCCUUCACUAAGCUCUUCAAAUUGCAGACUUUAAGACUCAUGAGGUGCCAUUAUCUUCAGAAACUCCCUAAUGAUAUGAAGAAUCUGGUUAGCUUGAGGCAUCUUUAUUUCGAUGGACAGGAUAUGCCAAAGGAGAUUGGGCACUUGACUUCCCUUCAAACAUUACAACUAUUCGUCGUGGGAGCAGAAAAGGGAUAUAGAAUAGAAGAACUUGAAUGCUUAAGCCAACUGCGAGGGAAAUUGGACAUUCAGCAACUUGAAUAUGUAGGGUCCAAAUUAGAAGCCUCUAAAGCAGAAUUAAAAGAAAAGAGAAAAUUGCAGGGGUUGGAAUUUAGAUGGUGUCCAUGGAGAAGAGCCAACAAUAACAUCAAUGAUGAAGAGGUUCUAGAAGGUCUUCAACCUCACCCAAAUUUAGAGAGCUUAGUUAUUGUGUUGUACCAGGGAAAGAACUUCCCGUCAUGGAUGCAGGGUGGUGUCAAUGGUUCACUCAACAACUUAAGGGAGUUGCAGCUAAGCUGUUGUGAUGAAUGCUUAUAUCUUCCGCGCCUUAGUCUAUUGCGUAAUCUCCAGUUUCUUGAAAUAUUUAAGCUAAAUAAAGUAAAAAGCAUGGGUAGCAAGUUCUAUGUGGAUCAAAGCAACAGUGAUGAUGGAGUACAAUUGGCUACACAAUUCCCAGCUUUAAGAGAAUUCAGAGUACUAGAUAUGAAAAGCCUUGAGAAAUGGGUAGAAGUAGAAGGCGUGACCGCGUUUCCAUGUCUUGAGAGGUUGGAAAUUAAUUAUUGUUAUAGAUUGAAGACUUGGUUGAUGGAUGGAUUUUCAUCUAAUCAUAAGCUGUCUGCUUUGAAAAUAAGCAAUUGUGACAAUUUGAUGGCUAUACCAAAUAUGGAUGGGCUCUCAUCUCUUCAGGAGUUGAUAAUUGAUCAAUGCCGAAAACUAUCUUUCAUUCCAAGUGUAAAUGGGUUCACAUCUCUUACAAGUCUUCAGAUUUCUAAUUGUGAUGAAUUAAUGAGUCUACCAAGUGGAUUGGGAUCGUGCACAUCUCUUCAGGAGUUGAUAAUUGAUCAAUGCCGAAAACUAUCUUUCAUUCCAAGUAUAAAUGGGUUCACAUCUCUUACAAGUCUUCAGCUUUCUAAUUGUGAUGAAUUAAUGAGUCUACCAAGUGGAUUGGGAUCCUGCACUUCUCUUCAGAAGUUGUGUAUUGGUGGAUGUCAAAAACUAUCUUCCAUUCCAAGUAUAAAUGGGCUGACAUCUCUUGCAAGUCUUAAUCUUUUUAAUUGUGAUGAAUUAGUAAGUCUACCAAGUGGACUGGGAUCCUGCACUUCUCUCUGGUUGCUGGACAUUGAUGAAUGCCGAAAACUGUCUUCCAUUCCAAAUAUAAAUGGGCUCGCAUCUCUUAGAAGGCUUUUCCUUUUUAAUUGUGAUGAAUUAAUGAGUUUACCAAGUGGAUUGGGAUCCUGCAUUUCUCUUGAGUGGCUGGGAAUUGAUAAAUGCCGAAAACUGUCUUCCAUUCCAAAUAUGAAUGGGCUCACAUCUCUUGCACUGCUUGAGCUUUCUAAUUGUGAUGAAUUAACUGGCCUACCAAUUGGGCUGGGAUCCUGUACUUCUCUUCAGAAAUUGAGAAUUCAGGAUUGUCAUAAUAUAAUUUCAAUUACUGAAGAUAUUGGGGAAUUACAUUCACUCAAUCAGCUAGAGAUCUGUAAUUGUGGAAAGCUGAGGAGCAUUCCAGAGGAGUGCGUGGGUAGACUCACUAACUUGAAGCAGUUAUCGAUAGGUGGUUUCUGGUCGGAGUUGGAGGAAUUUCCUGGACUAACUUCCAUUCAUCAACUCCACGCCUCCCUUGAAGAAUUGGAAUUGAAUGGAUGGGAUAAACUAAAGUCUCUGCCACAUCAGCUUCAACAUCUCACUGCCCUCAAGCAAUUGAAGUUAGAGAACUUUAGUAGCCUGGAAGCUUUGCCAGAGUGGUUGGGAGACCUCUCUUCUCUUCACAGGCUGGAGAUUAGGAAUUGCUCUAAUUUGACUCAUCUGCCUUCUAUUGAAGCCAUGCGACGCCUCUCCUACUUACAACAUCUUCACAUUUCGUCCUGUCCGAAGCUAGAAGAAAGAUGCGCCAAAGAGAGCGGCCCCGAAUGGGCCAAGAUUUCCCACAUCCCCAAUCCGGAUUGGGAGAAUGAGGUGGAGUUGGCCGCGGUGGCUGCCACAGGGAUUGGGCCGCUAUGGAUGUGACAAAGAUUGGGCCGCUGAGAGUUUAUAGAAGCUGCCAAGUCUUCAAAUUCUAUACUGUAUAUUAUUUUCUUUAAAUUUAAUAGCUAUUAUGUUUUUGGCAUGAAAACACACGGAGUGUGAUUCUUCCAAGUUAUGUCCGGUGCAUCUAAACACAAGAAAGUGUAAAGCUUGAGGGUGUGAUAACUACAAGCUUUCGUUUUUUAAGGUACAUAGAUUUUUUUCCAUAAUACAGUUUUUGGAUUUUG